Striga hermonthica is the source of this 780-nucleotide messenger RNA. Lineage: Eukaryota; Viridiplantae; Streptophyta; Magnoliopsida; Lamiales; Orobanchaceae. The record is from the annotation of a GenBank genome assembly.
AUGAGGUCCCUUGACUCUCGUUACCGUCUCAUGGAAACUCAUUGUCGGAGGUUUAAUGGAUGCUUGAAGCAAAUCGAAUAUCGCAAUCCUAGUGGGACACAAAUCCAAGAUAGGAUUGAGCAAGCCGAACGAUUGUUUGAACAAGACCUAAAAUAUAAAGAUGGCUUCAAGUUUCAUCAUGUGUUCAGACUAUUCAAAGAGUUUGGAAAAUUUGAUGAUAAUGUGUCCCAACUACGAUCUCGUCGUCGGGAUUUCGAUACACUCAAUGACUCUUCCGAGUCUGACGUUCCAUAUGAUGGACAACCAACACCAGAGUCUCCGGGAUUGUCGCCUUUUAGUCCUCAACAAAGUGACGAUGGUGUUGGUGGAACAUCCUCUCAACGUCCAAUUGGAGCAAAGAAAGCAAAAUUGAAGAAGAAAAAUGAAGACCAAUUUUGCCAAUAUUUUCAAACUCUAAAUGCUAAAAGUGAUACUAUUGUUGAUUUGUUGCAGAAAGCCGAUGAACGUCAAAAUUUCCAGCUUCAAUUGCAGAAACAACAAAUCGAUUUGCAGAAAAAGAGGGAUGAAGAUAGAAUUUUGAUGAUAGAUUUGAAUUCUCUUACGAAUCCCAUGAUACGUCGACAUUGGGAGCAAAAACAAAUGCAAAUUUUACAAGAAAGAGAAAUUGAGCAACAACAAUCUCAAGCAACCCAACCAUCAUCUAACACGGGUCAAUUUGGAUUUCUCGACGAUAUCGGGCAUGACGGAGGAAAUUUGAAUGAUUAUUAUGGUGACAAUUAA